UCAUCUCCUUCAUUAAUUUAACACAUAUGGACAGAACUCUUCUCACUACUCUUCCAAAGUCAAAAGAAUACUCAACCUUCAUGUUCCCUUAUUCAUCAUCAAACUCCAUUAACACCCAGAGCCAGAGCAGCUAUGGCGGCAGCCAUGAUCAUCAACAUCAUCAUCUUCAUCAUCCCUACCAACAUCAUCACCAUCAACAACUAGCUCCAACCCAAGACAUGCAAAACACUAAUACUAUUACUGCUGCUGCGGCUGCUGCUAAUAUUAUCGGUAUGAAUAACAGUUCAUGCCACUCGACCAGCCGGUCAUCAUCGGAGUUUUGCACCGAACCAGGUCAGAGAUGGGCAUCCGAGCUUCUAAAAGAAUGUGCUAGAGCCAUUUCCGACAAGGACUCCGCCAAAAUCCACCACCUGUUAUGGAUGUUAAACGAACUAGCUUCACCCUAUGGAGAUCCUGAUCAGAAACUGGCUUCUCAUUUCUUACAGGCUCUUUUCUGCAAGGCCACGGAAUCCGGACACCGCUGCUUCAAGACUCUGACUUCUGUUGCCGAGAAAAGCCACUGCUUUGAUUCUGCCAGGAAGCUAAUCCUCAAAUUUCAAGAGGUAAGUCCAUGGACGACCUUCGGUCACGUAGCUUCAAACGGUGCAAUCCUAGAAGCCUUAGACGGCGAAAUGAAGCUUCAUAUAAUCGAUAUAAGCAACACACUUUGCACCCAAUGGCCAACUCUCCUUGAAUCUUUAGCCACAAGAAACGACGAGACUCCACAUUUAAGGCUCACCGUGGUGGUAACAUCGAACAUUUUAAGGUCAAUGAUGAAAGAAAUAAGGCAAAGAAUGGAAAAAUUUGCAAGAUUAAUGGGUGUUCCCUUCGAGUUCAACGUAAUCACCAAGUUAACAAAGGAGAAUCUGGGUGUCCGAGACGACGAAGCCAUAGCCGUGAACUGUAUUGGGUCAUUAAAAAAAGUUGGAAUAGACAAAAGAACAGGUUUAAUAAAGCUCUUCAAAUCAUUAUCCCCUAAAAUCGUCACUGUUGUAGAAGAAGAAGCUGAUUUCUCAAGCAGUAAAGAUGAUUUCAUGAAGUGUUUCGAGGAGUGUUUGAGAUUCUACACGCUGUAUUUCGACAUGUUGGAGGAGAGUUUUGCAGCGACGAGUAAUGAAAGGUUGAUGCUUGAACGAGAGUGUUCGAGGAGUCUGGUUAGGGUUUUGGCCUGUGAAGGUGACGAGGAGGAAGAAGAGGAGGAAGAAGAAAGGAUGGAGAGAGGGAGACAAUGGAGUGAGAGGUUUGGGAAGGAAGGAGGGUUUAAAGGAACAGGGUUUAGUGACGAUGUUGUGGAUGAUGUGAAGGCAUUGUUGAAGAGAUAUAGAGGUGGAUGGUCACUGGUCAAUAAUAAUAAUAAUAAUGGAGGAGAUAAUGGAGGAGAUGAUUCUUCAAAUUCUUCUUCUUCUUCUUCUUGUUUUUCUUCAGGGAUUUACUUGGCAUGGAAGGAGGAACCAGUAGUAUGGGCGUCAGCUUGGAAGCCCUAGCUAGGGAACUAAUA
Molecule: messenger RNA, 1537 nt
Organism: Carica papaya (papaya)
Lineage: Eukaryota; Viridiplantae; Streptophyta; Magnoliopsida; Brassicales; Caricaceae
Product: protein SHORT-ROOT-like
Source: RefSeq, a predicted model, not a curated record